AGGUUAUGUUUUCUUCUCAAGAAACGUCAAUUCAAGCUUUAUUUGAGUUCCUUUUAAAAAUAUAGUUUUUCAAGCGAAAAUCUAUGUUUACCAAGCCAUUUCGGCAUUUCCUACGUUAUAAUUAUAUACAAGUACAUGUUCUUUAUUCAAGAUAACUAUCUAUAACCAGUGCUUUCACUACCUGCAGUUGAUUAGUUGUGUUGUGACAAACAAACUCAAAAUUCAGAAAAUGGCUCAUUCCGGUGGUGUUCCGGGAAAACGGAAAGAAAUCUACAAGUAUUUGGCCCCAUGGCCCCUUUACAGCAUGAACUGGUCGGUGAGACCGGAUAAGAGGUUUCGUUUAGCGCUGGGUAGUUUUGUGGAGGAGUACAACAACAAAGUUCAGAUUGUAUCUUUGGACGAAGAGAGUAGCGAGUUUUCUGCUAAAAGUACGUUCGAACAUCCAUAUCCGACCACGAAAAUUAUGUGGAUACCGGAUAGCAAAGGGAUAUUUCCAGAUCUUUUGGCGACAAGUGGAGAUUACCUCCGAGUAUGGAGAGCCGGUGAACCAGAUACUAGACUAGAAUGUGUUUUGAAUAAUAACAAAAACUCGGAUUUUUGUGCUCCCUUAACAAGCUUUGACUGGAAUGAAGUAGACCCUAAUCUUGUAGGCACAUCUUCCAUUGACACCACUUGUACAAUAUGGGGACUUGAAACAGGCCAGGUUUUGGGACGAGUAAACUUAGUAUCUGGCCACGUAAAAACACAACUAAUUGCCCACGACAAAGAAGUAUAUGAUAUUGCAUUCUCACGAGCCGGAGGUGGAAGAGACAUGUUUGCCUCAGUUGGCGCCGAUGGCUCAGUAAGAAUGUUUGAUUUAAGACAUUUAGAACAUUCCACAAUUAUAUAUGAAGAUCCCGCUCACACACCAUUACUGAGACUAGCCUGGAACAAGCAAGAUCCGAAUUACUUGGCAACAAUCGCUAUGGACUCAUGUGAAGUGAUUAUUCUUGAUGUCAGAGUUCCCUGUACACCAGUUGCACGACUGAAUAAUCAUCGGGCGUGUGUUAAUGGCAUCGCCUGGGCUCCACACUCUAGCUGCCAUAUUUGCACUGCGGGUGAUGAUCAUCAAGCUUUAAUAUGGGAUAUACAACAGAUGCCCAGAGCUAUUGAGGAUCCCAUUUUAGCAUAUACGGCUGCUGAGGGUGAAGUUAAUCAAAUUCAGUGGGGUGCAACUCAACCAGAUUGGAUCGCUAUUUGUUAUAACAAAUCUCUAGAGAUUUUAAGGGUGUAAACGUGUAAAGUGUGCCUGUAUGUGAUAAUAAGACUGAAGUUGUGUGAAUGGAUGAGAAAUAGUGUGUAGGAACUUUAGAACACUAACAAGUCUUUUUAAGGUAGUGCAAUUAAUUAUUGUAUUUUAAGAUAUACAGGGUGUCCCAGGCUGAGCGUGCAUUAGAAGUUUCUAGAGAACCGCAGUAUCUAGAUCGGAGAUUUUUUGCA
Sitophilus oryzae (rice weevil) is the source of this 1479-nucleotide messenger RNA. It is a transcript of the gene wap, whose product is annotated as DDB1- and CUL4-associated factor 7. The coding region runs from base 230 to 1273 and encodes 347 amino acids. Gene Ontology annotation, molecular function: protein binding. The transcript has 4 exons. NCBI's taxonomy places the organism in Eukaryota, Metazoa, Arthropoda, Insecta, Coleoptera, Curculionidae. Gene Ontology annotation, cellular component: nucleus. The record is from RefSeq and is a predicted model, not a curated record.